AAAAACUGAAGUAGUUCAAAAGUACAAUGACUUUUAACUGUUUUAUCUCUACCUUCUAUACAAAUAGAUUGUUCUGAUGUCACAAGGUCACUGUAAAACGACCAACUUAGGAACCUGAUUGACGUCAUUAAACGUGCAUCUGAUUGGCCAAUUUAAGCGGUGUGGGAAAAGGCUACUGCGUUAUGAGACAGCUAUAAAUACGAUUUCUCUGCGAUUGUUAGUAUUGUGGCCGUUUGGAACAGUUUAGUAUUUAAAUAGAUUAACAAGUAAAAGAAGAAAUAAAAAUUUCAUAGUUUUGAAAAACAUUAGCGUGUAUUUUUACGUUUUCAAAUACCAUAUAAUAUAUAAUCAGACAAGAAUGAAUAUAACAGGACCACUGGAGAAGAUUCCUCGCGAAGAAACGCUGCGUCUUCGAAAAGCUUACAUAGGGGGAUCUUGUGCUUUGUUCUUUAAGUCAGAUCCUUUGAAGAUUGUGAGAGGAGAAGGCCAAUAUAUGUAUGAUGAAAUUGGAAGAAAAUACCUAGACUGUAUUAACAAUGUAGCUCAUGUUGGCCAUUGUCAUCCUCAUGUUGUUAAGGCUGGAGCAGAGCAAAUGGCACUGCUAUACACCAAUAAUCGUUAUCUUCAUGACAAUUUGGUACUCUAUGCUCAGCGCCUUACAAGCUACUUUCCAAACAAGCUGUCCGUCUGUUAUUUUGUCAACUCUGGAUCGGAAGCUAAUGAUCUAGCUCUACGUUUAGCAAGAGCUCAUACCAAGAAAGAAGAUGUCAUUGUCCUAGAUGCGGCUUAUCAUGGUCAUCUAACCUCUACUACUGACUUGAGCCCUUACAAAUUCACGAAGAUAAACGAUGGCAAGAAAAAAGACUGGGUGCAUGUUGCUCCUCUACCAUGUGGUUACAGAGGAAAGUACACAAGCACAGAAUAUUCUCAAGAAGAACUUGGAGAAUUGUAUUCUAAUGAAGUUAAAAAAUUGAUCAAUGAAGCCCAUAACAAUGGAAGAAACAUUGGUGCUUUCAUAGUAGAAUCUAUUAUUAGUUGUGGAGGCCAGCUCCUACUUCCACCAAACUACCUGAGGAACACCUACAAGUAUGUGAGAGAUGGUGGUGGUGUUUGUAUUGCUGAUGAAGUUCAAACAGGUUUUGGUCGAACUGGGAAACACAUGUGGGGUUUUGAACUACAAGGAGAAGGUAAGUUUUAUGGUGGAAAUCCUGUUUCAAUUGCCAUUGCAAAUGCAGUUUUGGAUGUUAUUGAAAAGGAACACUUGAUGGAAAAUGCUUCAAAAGUUGGCACACAUUUGUUGAAAUCCUUAAUGGAAUUGAAGUCCAGGCAUCCUAUAAUUGGAGAUGUCAGGGGGAUUGGGUUCUUCAUUGGAGUGGAGUUGGUUACUUGUCAAUCUACAAAAACACCUGGGACAGAAGAAGCAUGCUACGUCAUCAGAAGGUUCAAAGAAGAAUGGAUACUGAUGAGCACAGAAGGCAAGUAUGGAAAUGUGCUGAAGUUCAAACCACCUAUGGUAUUCAAUAUGGAAAAUGCCAACCAUUUCAUAAAUGUCUUGGACAGAAUUCUGUAUGAAGUGGAAGAUAAGCUAGGAUUGGUUGAUAGCAAUCAACCUCUUGCACUCUCAACUAUGCAUGAAAAUAAAGUUUUGACUUCAGAUAAUGAGGGAGUUGUAUCGGAUAGUGAGGAUUCCUACUCUGGUGGCAGUAUUUCGGGGGAUGAAGUGAUGAUGCCCAUAAAAUCUUGAAACACACUGCUAGUGUGUGAAUUAUGAGUCAACUAAAUUAAAGUGUUGCACAUACAAAAUUCCAAAGAGUGUCAUUCAAGCAAUAUGGGAUAUUUAAAAUACAAUUUUAUGUAUAAAUAUAAAACCAAAAUGAUUCAUUAUCAAUACUUAUUCCCUGCCAAGUAGCAGUUACGUUAAAUUUCUAUGAGCAACUGAAUCUGUUGUGUUGAUGGUGCAUUUUUGAAUUUAUUUUAGAUAUAACAACAAUUGAAAUAUAUUAUCCUAAGUGAUAUUAAACCAUAAGUCCAAUUUCUGAUUAAAGAUAAUUUCUUUUCCAGAAAUGUGAAAUUAAGCAUUUAAAGUUUGAUUUCAUGAUGCAUUCUUUUUCAAGAACACAUUUCUCUUAUUUUCCUCUGUGUGUGUGUGUGUGUGUGUGUGUGUUCAUAUAUUAUUACACCUUGAAAUAUUUAUUAUGAGGAUGAAAUGAUGCAUCCUAAUAACUAAAACCUAGUUAUUUCUAAUCUGAUGGAUAGUUUUUGGCCAUUAAAAUGGUCUAAACUUGUGGUUUAAAAAGUAAAUGUUUUGUUUCUUGGAAAAAUUUUAUAUAUUUAGGAUUAUGGAUUGAAUAUAAUGAACAUUUAAGAUGUUUUGGUGAGUUCAAAAAUUACUUAAGCAUAUAUGUUUAUAACUUGAAUAAAGAAAAAAAUGUUAUGUUU
Messenger RNA from Limulus polyphemus (Atlantic horseshoe crab), 2439 nucleotides. Its product is annotated as 5-phosphohydroxy-L-lysine phospho-lyase-like. Gene Ontology annotation, cellular component: mitochondrion. Gene Ontology annotation, molecular function: transaminase activity; pyridoxal phosphate binding. The record is from RefSeq and is a predicted model, not a curated record. The coding region runs from base 359 to 1744 and encodes 461 amino acids. NCBI's taxonomy places the organism in Eukaryota, Metazoa, Arthropoda, Merostomata, Xiphosura, Limulidae. The transcript is spliced from 10 exons.